Messenger RNA from Echinococcus granulosus, 1677 nucleotides. Its product is annotated as RNA-binding protein. The transcript has 3 exons. The record is from RefSeq and is a predicted model, not a curated record. Gene Ontology annotation, biological process: mRNA splicing, via spliceosome. Gene Ontology annotation, molecular function: RNA binding. Gene Ontology annotation, cellular component: nucleus. NCBI's taxonomy places the organism in Eukaryota, Metazoa, Platyhelminthes, Cestoda, Cyclophyllidea, Taeniidae. Bases 1 to 1677 code for a protein of 558 amino acids.
AUGUCACUGAAUCGCCGCCGACCGCCACCUCGGGAACCCAAUGACGAGGAAAAGAAUGUAAUCGUGGCUGUGCGACACUGUGCUCGUGAAUUGGAUGAUAUGCUUCAGGGUGCGAGACGAAAGGCCCAGGUUGACGCGAAACUAUUCGCAGCGAAGACCGCUCCCUCACUUUUUCGAGCCGUGGAAUUCUACACCGAUAUGUAUGCGAAAUUGAGGAUGAAGUCUCGCAUGGCUCUCACACGACUCUUCCAGCGAUCUCGCGACCUUGAUGAGAUGGUCGAUGCUCAGGAGGCCAUCGACGAAACAGAAGAGUGUUGGAAAGGCUUCCUGGUUAAUCUUGACACUGAUAUGAAAAGUACUACUUCUCAGCGCCCAUUGUCCUCUUCCGUAAAAGGGGUUGGUGAUUAUAUAGAGCUUCUGGAUCCGCGUUUAAUCGAUUGCAGCAAUUUUGAGGAGUGCAGCCUGCAUCAAGCCCUUUCCAGGUUUACAAGUUCGCUUUUAAUAUUUCAUCCGGCUUAUUUGCCAGAUGUUGCUGUGCGGAGCAGAUCUUCGGAAAUCUCCAAGGUUGCGGCAGAUUUUUAUCAGUUGAACGUCGGUUUCGUUGUUAUAACGUGGGGUCCUGAGUCUGCGGUGCGAGUGUGGAGCAAGCAUUUGCUGAAGCAUCUCAAGUGGCCUGUGCUGUGGGAUCGUGACAAUUUCUUCACUUCUUUCCUUUCUUUCAAACGAGGUUGUGCAUCUCUAUGGGCUUCCCAAAUGCUUGACUUUUGUGCUUACCAAAGUACCACCUACAAGCGCUCCGUUCAGCCUCUGCCAACCGACAUUGAUUGGAGCACCUGGAACUGGGUAGGUGGUGAAGUUGUGAUCGCGUCCCCCGCCGUCAGCCGUAUGCUUUACAAACGAGAGUUAGACGCGCGCUCACAGCAUGCCUCCGAAGAGAAGUCAGACUUAUCCUUUUUGCCAAAACUUCCUGAUACGGGAUCAAGUUCCCGGAUUUGCUUCAUUCAUCGCGCUGAUAACUUAGCUGAUAUGGCGCCUCCAGGUAGCAUUUACCAGGCUUCCUUGGUCUGCUAUGCAAUUUCACAAAAUAAGAGCGAAUCUGAGGUGGUAGAGGAGAUUCGCACUCACCGACGCCUGGCCACACCACCGGAGUCGGGUCGGCUGCAGUACGAAGAUGCGACGGGCCUUUACUACGAUCCUGAGACGGAGUUACACUAUGACUCGCGUACGGGCUACUUUUAUGAUGCUGCACGGCGUACCUACUAUUACUGGUCGGCGGAGUCGCACCGCUACGUCCCGGCAAAUGAAUUGGUUCGCGUACAGCAAGCGGAGGCUCAUAGACUGCGACUGGAGGCAGCGCAACAAGCGGCACUCCGUGCAGUACGUGAGCAGGAAGCGGCGCGGGCUGCAGGCGCGCGAGUGGCCGCCCAACUGGCCGCGCUGCGUGCCGAGAAAGACGAGUACGCUAGCUAUGCUUACGCUACUUGCCUUUUUGAACCUGCUGACGAUCCCAUCGCUGCUGUGCACUCCUCCUCCAGUGCUAACAUCCAAGAGUCUCUACGUCUUCUCGGCGGUGGCACAGCAAGCAACAGCGUCUCUGUUGCUGCCACUGGGGCCCCAUCGACAAUCCACGAUAACUCUCCCUACCCGCCCGGCUGUCCUCCACCCCCUGGCGUCUGA